Molecule: messenger RNA, 1176 nt
Organism: Sinocyclocheilus rhinocerous
Lineage: Eukaryota; Metazoa; Chordata; Actinopteri; Cypriniformes; Cyprinidae
Product: E3 ubiquitin-protein ligase TRIM39-like
Exons: 9
Coding region: 1-1176 (391 amino acids)
Molecular function (GO): protein binding
Source: RefSeq, a predicted model, not a curated record
AUGGGCUUUUUUGACUCUUUUGACUGCCAUAGACUCGUGGGAAAAACAGAACUGGACCUUCAGACAUGUACUGACAAAAGAAAUGCCCAGCUGACUGAGCUGAAGAGCAAACUACAUGCCUUGCAGAGCUACGCUCAGACUGAGCUGUCCGAGGUGGAGCAGCUCCUGUCUGACGUCACACACUCCGUAGAUCGCAUCCGCAGCGAGCUGGUGGGCGGGAUUGAGGAGAAGAGAGAGGCUGUGAUUGGACGAGGACAAAGCAUCGUCACCCAGCUUGAGACAAAGUUAGCGCAGCUGCAAGAGCGUAGAGGCCGACUAGAGGCACAGGCUAUUUCAGACGACCAUAUCGGUUUCCUUCAGAGUUUUGAGGAAGCCAACAGUCCCUUGCAGGACUCAGAUAUGGACAUGCAUGAGGUGGAUGAGCUGACUCUGCACUUCUCACUUGGGGACGUCAAAGCAGCUUUAGGAGAGAUCCGGGAAAGACUGGAUGACAUACGCUGUGGGGAAGUGCAUUACCGACACUCUGUGUCAUCAUUAGCAGAGAGUGAGAGUAUGGUGAGCGUUCGAUCGAUGAGGAGGAAGGAGUGGUCACUGAAAGAUCUACAGAAAUUAAAAAUAGGCCACAAAAAGGUUAAAACCUAUCUUGAGGACGUAACGCUGAAUCCGACCACAGCGUACCCGUUCCUCAUCCUCUCGGACGACCGCAAGCAGCUGAAGCGUGGCGAGAAGCUGCAGUUCUACAGGAACAACUCGCAGCGCUUCGAUGUCUGGUCCUGUGUGCUCGCCAAAGACGGCUACGAAUCCGGAACACACUACUGGGAGGUCAGUGUUGGUGAGAAUAAGGACUGGAAGCUGGGAGUGGUGCGAGAGUCGGCCCUGAGGAAGGGUCUGUUUGACAUGACCCCUGCUAUCGGCUACUACGCGCUGUGGUGGAGCGGCAGCCAUUUACGCGCUCUGACCGCGCCGCCCCUCGCUAAGGUCAAAGUCACGGGGCACCUGCGGCGUAUAGGCGUCUAUCUGGACUGUGAGGAGGGUCAGCUGGUCUUCUUCAAUGCCAAGACAGGAUCUGAGGUGUAUUCAUUCACGGUAGCGUUCUCAGAGAAACUGUUCCCGCUGUUCGGCACGGCCGAUAAAGACGUGCCGCUGAUGUCUCCGUUUGUCGGCGUCCCAGAGUGA